This is a messenger RNA of Centropristis striata (black sea bass), 3454 nucleotides long. It is a transcript of the gene cfap61, whose product is annotated as cilia and flagella associated protein 61. NCBI's taxonomy places the organism in Eukaryota, Metazoa, Chordata, Actinopteri, Perciformes, Serranidae. The record is from RefSeq and is a predicted model, not a curated record.
AUGAGGAGCAUAACGUCCUGCAGCGGGCAGGAGGAGGCGGUGACGGUGAGGAGGAGUGAGUCAGCUGAUGCUGAAGGCAUCAACAGCCUCAUCAGCUCCGAGGCUCUGAGGCUCUUUGGACGAGUCAACGUCAUUCAUCUACUAGAGAAAUCUAACCUGGCGGUGACUCUGGCCAAUGAGAAGGAGGACAUCCUGGCUCACGCCUCCUUCUUCGACCAUCCUGUUGGAGGCCUGGUGGAUCAGACUCAGUGGGAACUUUUCCUGCAGAAACACUUCAGCGCUGAACAAUCCACACCUUUCAACACUCUCUUCCUCCACCUCUUCGUGGCAGAGACAGACUUCGCCUCAGCGAGUGUAAAGGAAAUAAUGAGGGCGGUCUUCAACGCCGUCCCAGAGAUAGAAUACAUCUGCCUGCUCAGCCCAGGUGAUGCUGCUUUAGAGUCUGCUCUGGUUGAGGUGUUUGAGCCUGUGCAGCGUCUCUCUGACUCGGGGCCUCACUGCUCAGCUUUCAUCUGCUCCAGACAGGAACACUGUCCCAGGCUUCACAUCCGCCCCGCCAGGGUUGAAGAUCAUGACGACGUCAUGCGUGUUUUCACAGAGCAGACCAAACUUCUGUCUGUGGUGGAGCAGCCCUACCACCUGGUGGAGCUCAUCGAGGCUCAGGACGAGAAAAACCACACUGCUGUCUGUGAGAGUGACGGAGCAGCUGUCGGCUUCAUCAGCGUCACUUCUGAAGUCGAUUUAAAAGCGCUGAACGAAGACUUUGAGCUGAGCCAGUUCAAUCAUUUGUACAAACACGAGGAACCUGCAGCUCAGUCCGACUCCAGAGGAGACGGAGAAGAACCGAGAAGAACUGAAAGCUCAGCUUCACAGCAGCAGCAGGAGAAACAACCGACUGGAGCAGAGAAAUCCAACGCUUUCUGUAUUCAGUUCUUCAUUAUUGACAAGAAUUAUGAAAUGAGAUCAGUGGACUUUAUUCCUUAUGUGUUCAGGCUUUUCCCUGACCUGGACUUCUGCAUCAUCACCGUGACAACGAUGUCCCCAGAGUUCCCGUUGCUGCAGAGCUUCCUCAGAGUGCCGACCCGCGCCACCAGCCUGCUGCCUCGGGAACUCUACAUCUUCCACCGCACAGGGCUCAGGAGUGUGGAGGUGAGGCCGGCUGUGGCUGCAGACCGCCCGGCCGUCUCUGACCUGGUGAAGGGUCUGAGACUCAACGAGUCCCUGCUGCAGGACCUGGACUACUUCUAUGAGACCCGCAGAGACCUGGAUGGUGUGGCGCUGCAGGCCUUCGUAGCCCAGGUGAACAGUCAGGUCGUGGGGGUUGUGAUCAUCAGAGACGAGCAGGACGUCGAGUUCAUCCGUGCUCACUACAACAUCGAGAACUUCAUCUAUUUCAGCCAUCACCGCUACGAGGAGCACGCUCAGAUUCGCCACUUUGUCCUCCAACCCUCCUUCCAGCACUUCUCCAAACACUUGUUUAAGGAGGUCCUCCGGCUGGCGCACAAGUCCUGCCUGUUCCACAGACUCUACCCCUCCAAACACAGCCAGGAGAAUUCCUGCGUCCACCAUCUGGAUUUUGUCCUCAACUGUGCGGUCCCCGUCCGCCCGCGGCGCCAGAUCAUCUACCCGCUGGAGGAGCUUGGCACCAACGGGCCCUCCAGGCAGAUCACAGAGGAGCAGGCUCCGUUUGCUCUCAGCCUCAUCAGCAGGAAGCUAACCAUGGAGCCAAAGGUCACCAUUAACGCCAGGAUUGUGGUGGUGGGGGCGUCGGACACCGGCUUAUCUUUCCUCGAGGUGCUUUGUUUCUGCCCUCAUCUGAGGUUCAACAACCUCACCCUGGUGUCAACACACGGCCUCCCCGGAGCGUACGCCCACCAGGACGUCGGAUUCCUGUCCACAAGUCAUGCAUACAGCAGCAGAGACCUGUCCCAGCUGCCUCUGCACUCCUGCAUCACCGUGGUAACAGGGAAGAUGGUGGGCAUCAACAGGAAGUCCAAACACCUCCGAGUGUCUGGAGGCAGGAAGGUUCCCUACGAUCACCUCGUCCUCUGCACAGGCCUGCAGUACCAGGUGCCCUGUCCUCCUGGCGUGGAUCUGUCCGUCACAAACAGCCAGCUGCAGACUGAGUCCAGAUCCUCCAGGUCCUCCAGGUCCUCGGGGCCCGGCCCCUCCAACCUCUUCACCCUCAACGACCUCCACGACUGCGUGGCUGCUCGCCGAUGGAUCGCUGCCAACUUUGUGGAGCUGGAGGAUCAUGCCGUCGUCUAUGGAAACAGCAUCGACGUCUUCACCUCCGUAGAGACGUUGCUGAGCCUCGGCGUCCAGGGGAACCACAUCCAUCUGGUCCUCACACCUCCAGAGCCCGGCGUCUCCUCCUUCAGCGACCCGGCCGUGGAGAAAGCUGUGGCGACCGCCCUGGAAAAGGCCGAGGUCCGGGUCCACCGUGACUGCCUGCUGGCCCAGAUGAACACCGGAGAAAACCCCGACCGGCUCACAUCCGUCUCAUUCUCCUCCGACACACAGCCUCUCCAUCUGCACUGUGGAGUGUUCAUUAAUCUCUCCAAUAGAGGAGUGGACUACGACGCCUUCAGGAGCAUCAACAACUCCUUCCUGGUCUUCGACAGCAGACUCGUCAUAAACGCCACUUUCCACACCAGCGAUCCAGACAUCAGCGGCGCCGGGCCGCUCACCAAAUUUUCCCGCCGUUACUACGCCGACGACUGUUCGCACGCCAACUUCAGUUCCAAGGAAGUGGGGCGGGACCUGGCUGCCAAGCUGCUGCCCCUCUUCGACCCGACUCUGGAGCCUGCAGCCGAGUCGCCACCUGAAUCGGAUCGACUCGUCCCGCUGUACAAACAGGCCAAGAUCCAAGGUGGGAAGCUGCCUGGAGGAUACAACUACCUGCACGUCACCAAACCGUCAGGACCUCCUGUUAAACAUCUGCAGGACAGCAGCAUCGUGACUGGACGUGUGGAGACGGGGAACUACUUCUGUUUAAAUCUGGACGUCUGCGAGCUGGUGGAGACGCUCACCUGUCUGUCCCUGAAGCCCCUCCCCGUCUCCAAUUACCUGAGUCUGUACGGGAAACACCAGCAGCUGCUGGGCCAGCUGUCCACACGCUACCACCAGGGCCUGGUCCACGACCUGUACAGCUUCUUCAGACAGAGCUGGUGUUUGGCUGUUUAUCACGACAGAUUCUCCGACCUCGAGCAGGAGCUUCAGCAGAUCCUCUCAGCCACGGACGAGUGGACGGAGGACAGAGAGGACUCAGACGUCCUCCUUCAGGACAGAUUUAGAGCUGCUGAGAGUGGAGCAGCUCUGAGGAGCAGCGCUGUCAAAUAUCUGACCUACAACAGGAACCUGCUGCCCAUGUUCGCCUGCCCCGGGCAGCUCUGACUCUAACACUCAUUAUCUGUGCGCCGAAACAUGUUAAAUAUAUUUUAUUCCUCUUGAA